This is a messenger RNA of Guillardia theta CCMP2712, 921 nucleotides long. RefSeq lists its product as hypothetical. The record is from RefSeq and is a predicted model, not a curated record. The transcript is spliced from 2 exons. Bases 1 to 921 code for a protein of 306 amino acids. Lineage: Eukaryota; Cryptophyceae; Pyrenomonadales; Geminigeraceae.
AUGUUGAGCAUCAAAGACCUGAGGAUUGUUGUUCUCUGCCUUGUAUUUGCUUGCACCACCGCCAUCAAACAACAACACGUUGAUAACCUCGAUGUAGAGGACAUCACAAGAACCCAGCAACAUCAGCCAUCGACUGAUGGCGCAGAAUUGUAUCAUUCGAUGAAGCGAAAGUUCAAGAAAUUCUCUAGCCUUGUCAGGCUUGUUCAGAAGAAGUAUGGGAUAUCGCUCAGUCAGGCAGCGAGCACUGUCAAGGCUCGAUCGCUGCUAAAGAGAAGCUGGGAGAAGCUUCAAAAGCUCCAAGACGGUUACAAGAAAGCUGCUGCUAGAAGAAUCAAGAAGAAGGCCAGGAAAGUGGAGCUCCAGAAGCAGGCAAUCGAGUCCUCUGCACAGCAGCAGGGAAGGAGGGUAAGCAAACAGGAAGCGGUGUUCUUGUUCACGGCUCUCAACCCGCCGGUGCAGCCAAGGGAAGUGACCUUCCCUCUGAGCGAGGAGGAGUUUGUACGGCUGCUGGCAUCGAGAGAAGCGUUGGUGGAGACAGCGGAACAGGAGCUGAGGGAGGGGAAGCUCACGAGCGCGGCGAUGAGAAAGAAUUUGAUGAUGGAAGCAGACGCCAACCAGAGAGAAAGGAGAGACAUCCUUCUGCAACACUGCUCUCGAGGCAGGAGCCUGCACGCUACGAGCAUCGGCAUGGCGUUGGCCCAGUUCGACCUGCUGGCAGAGGAGGUGCAGGAGAAGGCGAUCAUGAGAGCGAGGGAGAACAUUGACAGCAUGCCUCCCGGAGGGCUCCAGAACCUCCUCGAGGCGAUGGCGGAGCGAGUUCUGAACGAGACGAGGACGCUGAGCCAGGACGCGACAGAUCGCGCGGAAUGGUUCGCGAGGAACUACUCGCCUCCUCGGUCCAGCGCCCAUCCUGUGAUGUAG